AUGCACGAACAGGUUAACAAUAAAUCUUUUAUACAAGUCGGUAUUUGUUUUAUUUUCUAUUUCAGGCACAAUGUAACGUUCAAGACGGUCGUUGGUGAAAGCAGUUCUGUUCAACCUGAUAUGAUAGCAUCUUGGUUUGAAACCACUUUACCAACAUUAUUAACUAACUACAAACUAGAAGAUAUUUACAAUGCCGACGAAUUCGGUCUCUUCUACCAAUGCUUGCCAAAUAAAACGUAUCACUACAAAUCCGAAAAAUGCUCUGGGGGUAAAAAUAGCAAAGUCCGAAUUACCGGGCUUGCAGCUGCCAAUGCUGUCGGAGAUAAACUACCAAUGUUUGUGAUUGGUAAAUCGAAGAAACCAAGGUGCUUCAAAAAUGUAACAUCCCUACCCUGCAGGUACAGAGCGCAGAAGAAGAGUUGGAUGGACAGCUCUCUUUUUGAAGAGUGGGUGCGAGAAAUCGAUGCAAUGUUUCUAAAAGAAGGUCGAAAGAUAGUCUUGAUCAUCGAUAAUUGUCCCGCUCACCCUGAUGUCGGUGGACUGUCCAACAUUAAAUUGAUUUUCUUACCUCCAAAUACAACUUCUGUGUCACAACCGAUGGACCAAGGUGUCAUAAGAUGUCUUAAGUCUCUUUAUCGCCAAAACUUGGUCAACAUGAUGAUUCAAAACCUAGAAAAAGGCAAAGAUCUUCCAAAAGUUUCAAUUCUGCGUGCUCUUCAAAUACUUGUUUCGUCGUGGGACAAAGUGAAGAAAGAAACCAUCGUAAAUUGCUUCAAGAAAUCAAAGAUUUUCAAGAAAGCUCAACAGAAUGCAACUGAUGAUAUUGAUGAUCCAUUUAAACAACUGGAGAAAGAUCUCACACAACUGCGUGCCAUUGACGAUACCAUUAUUCCUGCUGAUCUCUCGGCCCGUGAUGUUGUCGAUAUUGACCAAGAUUUGACCACAAUCGAAAAUCCCGUGACUGAUGAAGAAAUCCUUGAGUCGGUACGGCCAAGUACAGAUGAGAAUGACGAGGAGCAUGAUGAAAAUGCCGAUGUCAUCGAGGUGUUUGAUGAGCCAGUGAGCAAGCCAACAAAAUCAGAAAUAAACACUGCAGUGGAGACUUUACAAAAUGCUUGUCUAUUCACUGAUGAUGGAAAUGACAUGCAACGCCUCCUGCUUCGCUUUGAAGAUUUGUUUCUUAAAAGUGAAAUGAAAAACAAGAAGCAAACUAGUAUUUUGAGCUUUUUCGAUCAAAAAUAA
Messenger RNA from Hydractinia symbiolongicarpus, 1242 nucleotides. RefSeq names its product tigger transposable element-derived protein 6-like. The coding region runs from base 1 to 1242 and encodes 413 amino acids. The transcript has a single exon. Gene Ontology annotation, cellular component: nucleus. The record is from RefSeq and is a predicted model, not a curated record. NCBI's taxonomy places the organism in Eukaryota, Metazoa, Cnidaria, Hydrozoa, Anthoathecata, Hydractiniidae. Gene Ontology annotation, molecular function: DNA binding.